This is a messenger RNA of Rhineura floridana, 988 nucleotides long. It is a transcript of the gene HES6, whose product is annotated as hes family bHLH transcription factor 6. Gene Ontology annotation, cellular component: nucleus. Gene Ontology annotation, biological process: regulation of neurogenesis; regulation of transcription by RNA polymerase II; anterior/posterior pattern specification. Gene Ontology annotation, molecular function: protein dimerization activity; RNA polymerase II cis-regulatory region sequence-specific DNA binding; DNA-binding transcription factor activity, RNA polymerase II-specific. The record is from RefSeq and is a predicted model, not a curated record. Lineage: Eukaryota; Metazoa; Chordata; Lepidosauria; Squamata; Rhineuridae. The coding region runs from base 76 to 762 and encodes 228 amino acids. The transcript has 5 exons.
GCAAAGGGAGCCAGCUGCCAAAGGGCUUCCUCCCUUUUUCUGCCCUAAGCCUUGGGGCAGGCGAGGUGGAUUACAAUGACUGCCACAACGCUGGCCAGCUGCAUGCAGAAGCUUUCCAACACCAAAGAAGAAAGGAAGUUAAGAAAACCUUUGAUUGAAAGAAAACGAAGGGAGAGGAUUAACAAUUGCUUGGACCAGCUGAAAGAAACAGUUGUUGGGGCCUUUCAGCUUGACCAAUCUAAACUUGAAAAAGCAGAUAUCCUUGAAAUGACGGUAAAGCAUCUCCAGAAUAUCCAAAAUAGCAAAGUUGUGGGUACAGAUGAGGAAACAAGACUGAGAGACCCUUUUACAGAUUCUAAAAUGGGCCUGGAAGCUCAGCAGAGAUACAGCACUGGAUAUAUUCAGUGUAUGCAUGAAGUCCACAAUCUCCUCCUGACCUGUGAAUGGAUGGACAAGACCCUUGGAGCACGGUUACUGAACCAUCUGCUGAAAUCCUUGCCCAGAUCUAGUGAGGAAACUUGCAAGGCAGACUUAAGUUCUACCACCCCUGGGAAUAGCAAGGAGAAUAUAACAGGAUCCAACCAAUCUCAGGAUCAGUUCCACCCUGCUGAAGACAAACAGGGGUUGAAAAAGCCAUUUCAGCCACAAACACCCUCAUGUGGUAGUUGGCUUGAGUUGUCACCUCCCAGUCAGAUCCUGCAAUCUCAUUUUGCACAUAAUGGCAUUAGCAUGGGGUCAUUAGACAUGUGGAGACCGUGGUAAAAAAAUUGUCUUGGAAAAACCUUAUUUCUAAUCUUAGACCUUCUUUUAUAUGUAUCUUAUAGAUAUGCCUCUUUAAAACACUUUUUGGAGCAAAUCUGCUCCUGUAGGUGUACUAAAGACCAGGGUACUUCAAGCCGAAGUAAACCUCUAUGUAGCCUGCAUUGUAGAAGGCUGCUAUUAUAUUGUAUUUAUUUAAUGCAUCUAAAUUAUUUUAUAGAAUCUUCUC